Sardina pilchardus (European sardine) is the source of this 2240-nucleotide messenger RNA. RefSeq names its product copper chaperone for superoxide dismutase. Gene Ontology annotation, biological process: superoxide metabolic process. The transcript has 8 exons. NCBI's taxonomy places the organism in Eukaryota, Metazoa, Chordata, Actinopteri, Clupeiformes, Clupeidae. The record is from RefSeq and is a predicted model, not a curated record. Gene Ontology annotation, molecular function: copper ion binding; superoxide dismutase copper chaperone activity. The coding region runs from base 60 to 866 and encodes 268 amino acids.
CAUCAAAUGCGGAAGUAGCAUGCUGUUUUCAUCCUCCUUUGACAGCAUACGACAAGAACAUGGAAUCAGGCAGAUCUGCGAAGUUGGAGUUUGCUGUGCAGAUGACCUGCGAUAGCUGUGUGAACGCGGUGCGCAGCACGCUGGAGAAUCAGCCAGGGGUCCAGGCGGUGCAGGUGGACCUGGGUAAGGAGCAGGUGCUGGUGGAGGCGUCUCUGACGGCGCAGGAGGUGCAACAGCUGAUCGAGAGCACCGGACGCCGCGCUGUCCUCAAGGGCAUCGGCAGCGGGCAGCAGGACCUGGGCGCUGCCGUGGCCAUGCUGUCUGGCUGUGGGCCUGUGCAGGGGGUGGUGCGGUUCCUGCAGCUGUCCGAGGAGCGCUGUCUGAUCGACGGCACGGUCGACGGCCUGCAGCCUGGCUCCCACGGCCUGCACGUGCAUCACCUGGGAGACCUCACGCAGGAUUGUCUCAGCUGUGGCGAGCACUACAACCCCUACGACAAACCACACGGCGGACCACAGGACUCUGAGAGGCACGUGGGUGACCUGGGCAACAUCCAGGCAGGGCCCGAUGGGCGGGCCUCCUUCCGCUUGGAGGACACGCAGCUGAAGGUCUGGGAUGUCAUUGGUCGAUCUCUGGUGGUGGAUUCUGGGGAGGAUGACCUGGGGAAAGGUGGUCACCCCUUAUCCAAGAUAACAGGGAAUUCAGGAGAGAGAUUGGCCUGUGGCAUCAUCGCUCGCUCUGCGAGCCUGUUCCAGAACACCAAAAAGAUCUGUGCCUGUGAUGGAGUCACCCUGUGGGAGGAGAGAGAUCGCCCCAUCGCCGGGAAAGGUCGUCAGAAGUCCGACGCCCCGAGCGCCAAUCUGUGACCUCCUCACCUCUCCUCGCCUCAUCUCACCUGAGCACAGAGGUGGAAAACCUCCGACUUUAAGAAAGUUAAAGUCCUACCAUGUACAUGGUUGCUGAAGAAUUGCUCUAAUUUGACCCAGCUGGUGUAGUGAAAGGUUGGAACAAAAUGUGGUUGGAAUUUUACUCACUGAAGCCGGAGUUUUCCACGUCUGUCUCGUGAUCAUAUCCCAAGAUGUACAGUAGAUGUAACAUUAACCUCAGAACAAUGACUACACUUCCCAGAAUUCCUAAGUGUCUAACAGAACAGCAAGAAUAUUUAUCUCAAUCCAUUGGUGUAGUUGCUCUGGGGGGUAUUUCAAGCAUGUGGCUUAGUGAUAACCUGGGUAGUAAACGUCUGACUAAAAGAGAAUGAAGCCAUAGGACUCUUCUAUUAGUGGGUUUACCACUUCCUCAAAGUGAUCUCACCCAGGUUUGUCACUAAACCACAUAGUUGAAAUGCACCCCAGGUCUGGUAGUGAAAGAGUAAGGAACAAUGAAAGAGAGACUAAACUGACUUUGCACUGGUGUGAAUGAGUGUGUGACUGACUAUAAAGUGUCUCAGAGAGUGGAGAGGCCAGAGAUUCCCAUGUUCGGAGUUUUAAUGUACUGGCCUAAAGCACUGCAUUCCACUCAGAUGGUCUUUAUGAGAUCCCCCACUGGUCUGCAAAUUCCACAAUGGACACUCAUUUCCAUGAGAAAAGAAAAUGUACAAAACAUUUCUCUCCCGCUCUUGAUCACUGUCUGUCUCCUCGUGUGUGUGAGUGUGUGUAGUGUGUGUGUGUGUGUGUGCGCAUUUGCGUGUACAUGUGUUUGUAAGAAAAUGGAGUGAUUUGGUGAUGUUUCAUUUCAAAAUGGAGUGAUUUGGUGAUGUUCCACAACUAUUUUUUGUCUCCCCUUUGCUAUGAGCAUCUCUCCGUUGGUCUCAAAUGCAGUUCUCGGGGGAACUGGAGAAAGGCAUGUGAGUUGAGUUGUGCUUCAUAACCAACUCCAGAUGUUUGCCAUCUUAGACUGUUGUAAUGCAAACCAAAAGUUAGGAGAGAGGGGCUUAGGGCUGAAUUUGAUAUAUUUUUUGAGACAUUUUUCACUGAAUUCCUGAAGCAACCAAAAGAUGGGUGUUGGAAAAAUUCUGUUGAUGAUUAAAGCUUGGCCUAUGCUUGACAACAAAAAAAUAAAUUAAUAUUUUUCUCCUUGACUUUCAAAUCUCCCAAGUUGUCAGAGAGCACUAUUGCUUUGUUUGCUGUCAUGAUGAGAACAAAUAUUGUUCCAUAGCUGUACCAUAAUGAAGUGUCAUUAUUUUGUAAUUCAGCGCUUUGUGAUUGUAUUUUUAAAUUAAUAAAUAAAAUAUUUGCCAACCA